This is a messenger RNA of Aspergillus clavatus NRRL 1, 444 nucleotides long. Its product is annotated as DNA-directed RNA polymerase I core subunit RPA12. The transcript is spliced from 2 exons. The record is from RefSeq and is a predicted model, not a curated record. Gene Ontology annotation, biological process: DNA-templated transcription; termination of RNA polymerase I transcription. Bases 1 to 444 code for a protein of 147 amino acids. NCBI's taxonomy places the organism in Eukaryota, Fungi, Ascomycota, Eurotiomycetes, Eurotiales, Aspergillaceae. Gene Ontology annotation, cellular component: RNA polymerase I complex. Gene Ontology annotation, molecular function: DNA-directed RNA polymerase activity; zinc ion binding; nucleic acid binding.
AUGUCUGCCAUCGGAUCCCUCAUUUUCUGCACAGAUUGCGGCAACCUCUUACCGGAGUCGACUGGAGAUCCUACCAAGGUGCUUCUCUGUGAUGUAUGCGGAGCUCGGAACAAAGAUACCGUUCCCAACACCAUCGUCUCCGAGUCGAAACCAAAUGCCUUCCCGUCGGCACUGAGAGCCAAGAGAUCUGCAGUCCAGACUUUGACAGCAGAGGAUAAGCGGACAGAAGCGCUUACGCAACAUACUUGCGCCAGAUGUGGGAGGAAGGAGAUGUACUUCACAACGGUCCAGUUGCGAAGUGCAGACGAAGGCAGUACCGUGUUUUACACCUGUGUUUGCGGUUAUAAGUAUGCAAACCCCGUCGCUCAUCUUUUCGUCGCGCUUAAUGCUGACAAUUACUCGCAGGGAAACUGCAAACAACUAGGCGCCAGAGGAAGAGGAUAG